Messenger RNA from Wallemia ichthyophaga EXF-994, 567 nucleotides. Its product is annotated as Exosome complex component csl4. Gene Ontology annotation, molecular function: RNA binding. Bases 1 to 567 code for a protein of 188 amino acids. The record is from RefSeq and is a predicted model, not a curated record. NCBI's taxonomy places the organism in Eukaryota, Fungi, Basidiomycota, Wallemiomycetes, Wallemiales, Wallemiaceae. The transcript is spliced from 2 exons. Gene Ontology annotation, cellular component: cytoplasm; nuclear exosome (RNase complex). Gene Ontology annotation, biological process: RNA processing.
AUGAUGAUUGUGUUACCGGGACAGCCAGUAUCUGAUAAAGUGGACAGUAUAAAUCAGGCAGAGGGAGUGUAUACGAGGAGUGAUAAGUUGAUAUCGUCUACCGUUGGGAGACUACAGAAGACUGAUGAUAGCGUGAGGGUUGAAAGUACGCAUAAAAACUCACAGCCAUUGCCUGAAAUAGAUAGCGAGGUAUUGGCGACGGUAAUCAGAUUGAAUAGCAAGCAAGCCACUUUGACUUUGGAUGUCAUAGACGGUGUGCCAUGCACCAAUAACUCACAGGAUAGCAACUUUCAAGGAAUUCUUCGAAGUCAGGAUGUUAGGCAGACUGAUAAGGAUCGAGUAAAGAUGUACAAUUGCGUACGUCCAGGUGAUAUAGUCAGGGCAGUCGUAAUUAGUUUGGGUGACGCACGUAACUACUAUCUCAGCACAGCGAAGAAUGAAUACGGUGUGGUCUUUGCUACAUCCGAAGACGGUAAUCAAAUGAUACCAGUAAAUUGGGAAACAAUGAAGGAUCCUCAGACUGAUAAAUCUGAACAACGCAAAUGUGCUAAACCAACGCCAUUAUGA